This is a messenger RNA of Corylus avellana, 753 nucleotides long. Its product is annotated as prefoldin subunit 1. The record is from RefSeq and is a predicted model, not a curated record. Gene Ontology annotation, biological process: protein folding. NCBI's taxonomy places the organism in Eukaryota, Viridiplantae, Streptophyta, Magnoliopsida, Fagales, Betulaceae. Gene Ontology annotation, cellular component: cytoplasm; prefoldin complex. Gene Ontology annotation, molecular function: protein folding chaperone.
UCUGAUCCAUACUAUCUAACUAUGAACCUCUGUAUUCACUACCGAUUCAUUUACCAACUCGGAGUAUCCGUUUUAAUCUUCUGCAAUGGCCGACGAAGCGAACAGAGCAGCUUUUCGAGAUAUUCAAGGUCGCAUGAUUGAGAUCACUGGAAAACUGAAGCAGGUACAGAAUCAGAUGCGAAACAAGGAGGGAGAAAAAAAGCGUGCUUUUCUAACCUUGGAGGAGCUGCGACAAUUGUCUGAUGAUACAAAUACCUACAAAUCUAUAGGGAGAACGUUUGUGUUAGAACCCAAGUCAGUUUUAAUGAAUGAACAGGAACAAAAGCUGAAGGAUAGCGAAACUGCAAUUGCCUCAUUACAGACAUCAAAGGAAUAUUUAGAAAAGCAGAUGGUGGAGGUGGAGAACAACCUUAAGGAGCUCUUGGAGCAAGAUCCGGGUCUUGCUCGGCAGAUAAUGUCCAUGACUGUAAUGUAAAUCAUACAUUUCUGAGAAUUUUCUUCUGUGCGCUUUAUUUUCCUUUUGGAAAGGGAAAAAACGUGAUAAUGAUAGUUUGCAAUGUUUGUUGAGAAAAGUCUGGUAUUCAAAUCUGGUGAGAUGUUAUGAAUUAUGAAGCUACUCUUGCAAGACCUUGUUUUUUAUGGCUAUCUUCUUAUCCUCCCACAAGUCUUUAUUGAAUCGUCAAAUAGAUUUCAAGUGAUAUGGUGUAUAUGGAAACCUCUUCCUUUCAAGGGAAUUGGAGAUGAUUCAUUUUA